Sceloporus undulatus (fence lizard) is the source of this 5875-nucleotide messenger RNA. It is a transcript of the gene TEAD3, whose product is annotated as TEA domain transcription factor 3. The record is from RefSeq and is a predicted model, not a curated record. Gene Ontology annotation, biological process: positive regulation of transcription by RNA polymerase II; embryonic organ development; hippo signaling. Bases 414 to 1712 code for a protein of 432 amino acids. Gene Ontology annotation, cellular component: transcription regulator complex. The transcript is spliced from 15 exons. Lineage: Eukaryota; Metazoa; Chordata; Lepidosauria; Squamata; Phrynosomatidae. Gene Ontology annotation, molecular function: DNA-binding transcription factor activity, RNA polymerase II-specific; RNA polymerase II cis-regulatory region sequence-specific DNA binding.
ACUUUCUGCUCCUCCCUCCUUCGCAGAAAAACUUUCCCGUCGCUCUGGGUCGGUUCCCGGCUCUCAGCGCUCCACGGAUUCCAGAGCCAGCCAGCAGAGCCUCCCUCCUUCUUUCCUUCUUCCUUCCUUCCCUCCUUUUCUUCCUUCCUUCCUUUCCUCUGGGAGUCCAGUCUUUUCCUGUCACUGAGGGCUCCCCUCCAUAGGAGGCUCCCCCACCGGCGCCCCCUUCCCAGGACAGAGCAAAGAGAAGCAGAGAGUAAGCUACUAUGGAUCUGUAACCUGCUUCAGGAGCAAGUUAACGAGUUGCCAUUUAGGGCUCAGGGUCAGAGCCCAGGGCAGCCAUCACAAUAGCGUCCAACAGCUGGAACGCUAGCGGCAGCCCCGGGGAGGGGCGAGAAGAUGGACAAGACGGGAUGGACAAGAGUCUGGACAAUGAUGCCGAAGGUGUGUGGAGUCCAGACAUUGAACAGAGCUUCCAGGAGGCGCUGGCGAUAUAUCCACCCUGUGGCCGGCGCAAGAUUAUCCUCUCGGACGAGGGCAAAAUGUAUGGUCGCAAUGAACUGAUAGCAAGGUACAUCAAGUUGCGGACAGGAAAAACAAGGACAAGAAAACAGGUGUCCAGCCAUAUACAGGUUCUAGCUCGGAAGAAGGUGCGAGAGUACCAGGUUGGCAUUAAGGUCUCUAGCCACUUGCAGGUUCUAGCCAGACGGAAAUCUCGCGAGAUUCAGUCCAAGCUGAAGGCUAUGAACUUGGAUCAGGUCUCGAAGGACAAGGCUCUGCAGAGUAUGGCUUCCAUGUCAUCAGCACAGAUAGUGUCUGCCAGUGUCCUGCAGAACAAGCUCAGCCCCCCUCCUCCACUCUCUCAGGCUGUCUUUCCUGCUACUCCCAGGUUUUGGAGUGGGCCUAUCCCAGGACAGUCUGGACCUUCUCAGGACAUUAAACCUUUUGCACAACCAGCAUACCCCAUCCAGCCACCCAUGCCUCCAUCACUAGCCAACUAUGAGCCUUUGGCUCCUCUCCCACCUGCUGCCUCGGCUGUGCCAGUCUGGCAGGACCGCACCAUUGCCUCUACAAAGCUGCGGCUCCUUGAGUAUUCAGCAUUCAUGGAAGUGCAGCGUGACCCUGAAACGUAUAGCAAGCACCUCUUUGUGCAUAUCGGACAGACAAAUCCCUCGUACAGCGACCCUUUACUAGAAGCGGUGGACAUCCGCCAGAUUUAUGACAAAUUCCCUGAGAAGAAAGGUGGCCUAAAGGAGCUUUAUGAGAGGGGACCGCAGAACUCAUUUUUCCUUGUCAAAUUCUGGGCGGAUCUGAACAGCACCAUUCAGGAUGGCCCUGGUGCUUUUUAUGGUGUAAGCAGUCAAUAUAGCAGUGCAGAAAACAUGACCAUCACAGUCUCUACUAAGGUGUGCUCCUUUGGGAAGCAAGUAGUUGAAAAGGUGGAGACUGAAUUUGCACGGAUGGAGAAUGGAAGGUGUGUGUACCGAAUCCAUCGAUCCCCUAUGUGCGAGUAUAUGAUCAACUUCAUCCAUAAACUGAAACACCUCCCAGAAAAGUACAUGAUGAACAGUGUCCUGGAGAAUUUCACUAUCCUACAGGUUGUUACAAACAGGGAUACCCAGGAAACUUUACUCUGCAUAGCCUUUGUUUUUGAGGUGUCCACCAGUGAGCAUGGGGCCCAACAUCAUGUAUACAAAUUGGUCAAAGACUAGAGGCUCCUCUGGGGUGAUCAAGAAAUCUAAGGAAGAAAGAGAGAGAAGUCUUGUCAGAAAAGCCACCAGUAUAUGAUGUCUUGAGAAAGUCUUUUUAAAAUGAACAACAACAAAAAAGCAAUGCCAAAAAAAACCACCGCCUGUUUCACAAUCAGAGAUGUUUUCUACUUAGGAACACUUUUUAAAAACAAUCAGAAAAAAAGCAUUACAGAAAAGCAUAACAUGGAUGGAGAAUUAUCUCAGAGACAGAGGAAAGACUGUUCCUUGGGACUGGGUCAUCAAUAUUUCAGGAGACAUCAGUGCCAAAGCCUGGUAGCUCUUGAUGCCUUUCACAGCAUACAGUGCUGUAAAAGGAUCUGGUGAAAUGAAACUGCCAGCCUCUUCUUAAUCUCUGGAUGUGUCAGUGUUUCCAUGUCAAGAUAUGGAUUUUGUUCUUGAAACCAGCCUUUCAUCUGCGGAAAAGAGUUACUAGGGCUGCUGAAGAUGUCUUCUGAGAACAGGAUGGGAAAUUAGAUGCUGCCUUGUAACAGAUCCUAUUCUGUUUUAAACAUUGAAAAAGAUUUUUUAAAAAAAAUUCCUACAGUCACUUAGUACAAUCAAUGUGAAGAACCAACACAGGGAACUAGCAGAUUGUGUCUUCUUGUGGUGCCUACCCAUUGGUUAAAUACAAGUGAUUUGGAUCUCACAAUAACCUGGGCAUUUUCAAUUGCAGAAUCUACUGCAUUCCCCCAAGCUAUGAUGCUGGUGGAAGGGCACCAGAUGUUGAUUAUGGCAGGAGUGUGGCAAUGUUGCCUUCAUGUCUUAGAUGUUUGGAUAAUAGAUGAGAGUAUGCUACAGGAGUGUACACGUCUAUAUGUAUACCACAACAAGAAAAGGAUGGAAUUAAAGGUUGCUGUUUGAAACAUUAAAAGGUCUGAGUAUGUAUUAGGAGGAAGGGAAUGGGCAGUGAGCUGGAGGAAAGCAGUUCCCAGAGUCUUGAAUGAUGCAACCUGCUGAUUAGCAGGCUGACAUUAGGUGGCCUAUAAGAUGUCUGCCUAGAGAAAUAUUUUCACUGGCUUAUGUCAUAUAGCUUGGGUUCUCCCCCCCCCCCCCCCCCCAUCAUACCCCUAGGGAAUUUUAAACAGCUCUUAAAGAAGCAUUUUUAAUACAUCUAUCAUGUCAAAAAAACAUAUGGGAAAAGCUUAGACCAAAGUUCUUGUUGCCUGGGCAUUGUUUUGAUGGGGUAUUAAUUUUCAUUUUGCUUUUCUCUUCUUUUGUGAUGGUCAGGAUGUAAACAUUAGGACACAUGUUUUGCUCUGUAUUAUGUGUGCAGCAUGUCCUUGUGGAGACUGCUAGAACCAAAGUGCAAAUUGAGUAGUCUGGCAGUCCAAACCCAGGGAGGUGCUGAAAGAUUGAAUUCAGUGCAACUUGGUAUGAAGGAUCCUUUGUCAUUUGGAAGCUGUACCGUUUACUGUCGGAAAUGCUGGGAAAGUUUCUGUGUAUGGGUUAAGGUAAUGACAAACCCCUAUACAUCAAAUAUCAAGUCUAACAAUGUGGGCUUUAUAAUUUAAAUUGGUGCUUUUAGGAAUGCUGUUACAUGAAUAGUGUCAAAAUCUCCAUACCCUCACUCCGUGGCUCUUCCAGGGCACAGCCCAUAGCUUUCAACUAUAAUUUGUCUAAACACUAACUUGUCACUAUAUGAAUAAUAGAGGAACUAACCAAAUGUAAACUUUGUGCCUUUUUGUACCACUGAGCUUUUCUCAUCUUGUCUUUCAGCUUUUUCCUUUGUUACACUGUGUUUUAACUGGUUGGUUUUCAUUAGAAAUUUCUCCUUGUACUAUUUUUCUCCCAGUCCAGGGAUGAACAACCCUUUGUUUCCCUUGUUCAGGGCUUUGUUCCCUUAUAGAUAAAAUGGCAUUUACCAAGUUAAUUUUAAAUUUGGCAUUAAGAUGUGUGACAACCCCCUCAUCCAGGAGAAACACAAAUCGAGCUGGGGACUUAGGAUGUGUUGAAAAGAGAAACUGUUAACAACAGAUGGAUUGUGACUGUCCAGGAAGUUUGGAUUCUACCGUUUUAAUGCAACAUUCAUAUUAAAUCCUACAGAUCCUCCUUUCACAUGUUUUGCUUUGCUUUGGUGUUUUUUGUUUGUUUUUGUUUUUGUCUUAGCUUUUCAGAAUUGUCUGUCUUAUUAUGGUAGGAGGUGAAGUCAUAAAAUAUCCUUUUCACAACUGACUUGGGCAUCACCUUCAGUUUGGGCCUGUAUCACUACUGCAUUGUUGACACCAGGAGCCCUGGUGGCGCAGUGGUUAAAUGCCCAUACUGCAGCCACUUGCUCACAAGUCACAAGGUUGUGAAUUCAAUACCAGCAAAAGGGCUCAAGCUCGACUCAGGCUUGUAUCUUUCCGAGGUUGCUAAAAUGAAUACCCAGAUUGUUGGGGGCAAUUAGCUUACACUUUGUAAACUGCUUAAUGAGUGCUUAAGUGCACUGAUAAGCGGUAUAGAAAUGUGCUUGCUAUUAACUCCCAUGUUGUGACUAAAAGGACAAUUACUGUUUCCCUGAAGGGCCAGGUACAAAGGCAGUGGAUAACCCAUACUCUGAUCAGCAUACUAAGAAUGAUCGUAGGAGCCUUUGGACUGUUGUUUCAGUGCAACAAGCAGCUAUGAUGUGACACUACAAUGACAACUGACAAAAUAGUUUUUCAACAUUUUGAAUGACAUUUUAAAUUAAUGUUAAGAAUUUUACCUGUGAAGUGUUUCUAACUGAUGCCACCCAAGGACUUUUGGAAAACUUUGUUACAAUGGUGAAAUAAACACUCCUCUUUUAUCAUGUUAAGACUCUGAGGUGCUACGUAGAGAUUGGAUUGGUAGAGCACAUAAGUCACAAAUUGCUGAAAAGCAGUACAAUUAGCGCGCUCUUGAGGAUGAGCAAUAACUGCUGUAGUUAUAAAACAACAAGUGUAAGUUACAUUCAGAGAGGCAUCUUCUUUGCUUCCUGCCAUCAACAUUUUGAUUUUAGUGCUCCAUCGUUCUGGACAAAUUUAACAUGACUAUGUGUGAUGUUUUGGGCAAAUUGGUCUCUUUCUUGUGCCACCACCUUUUCUCCUAAGUAUUAUUCUUAGGAUGAACAGGCUGUCCAGUAAAAGCCAGCUUUGAAGUUCAGGUACGUUUCAAACCCCUGAGCAUUUGGGGGAAAGGUACAGCAUCUUUGGAAUCAAACAGUAGAACAAGAGGAGAUAUAGCAACAAGGGGGCGAGAUGUUGAAUACCGUAUGAUUACUGCCAGAAUCUCUGCAUCUGGAAGGGUAGGAUUUCUGGCUAAUUUAUAUGUAGCAUGUUUAUUUUCAUUCCUAGAUUAAAAAAAAUCUGGGAAAUAAGGUUGAAACUUUCCUUGUUGUCCUCAGCUCAUGUACACUAAAACACUCAUUUUCUACUAAAAUGUCUUUUAAACAGAGGUGCAUAAGACUUCACUGUACAUGUGUGGAGAGUGGAACAGGGCCUUAGUCUUGCCUAACUCCAAAUUUCUUUGUACAAAGCUGUUUUUGUUUGUUUGUUUGUUUGUUUGUAUUUUAUCCACAAUCUUCAACCUGACUAGAGAUUUCAGUGCGAACUUCCUCUUAAACUGGACUAUGUUACAUUUCUCAUCCUUUCCUUUUUGGUCCAUCUAUACCAUACUUCUCUAUUUGUCUGUGCAACAUGAAGUUAGAGCCCAUCCCCAGCCUUCCUGUUGCAAUAUCCUUUGCAUCUUUUCAUCUUACGUUUGUGGGGGACACAAACCACUUCCCAUUCGGUGUCCCUAGGAGUAUGGCAGCAAGGCUAAGGAAAAUACUGGCACCAUGAUUCCUCUUAGGCGAACAUAAUACAGGUACACAAAACUCAAUAACCGAUCCCCCCAUAUCCCAUGUAUUUAUGAAUUUCACAUGAAGUACUGUUUUAUUUUUUUUAAAGACUUUGUAAAGCUUACCAGGGUUAUGGUCACCUUUUUUAGAGCUCUGUCAGUCCACCGUGUAAAACCAUUUUUAUGUAUUAUAUUUUGUGUAUUUUUUUAAUCCAGCUGUGAUGGGUUGUAUCAUAUAUUGUUGUGUUUACUGUAUGUCCAUCUUCAUGUAGAUGAGACAGUGAAGCUUCUAGAAAGCUAUGGUCUGCUGAAUACUAUUAAACUUAUUUGUUCAUGGGUUGGCUCAAAAA